Messenger RNA from Equus quagga, 2988 nucleotides. RefSeq names its product extracellular calcium-sensing receptor-like. The transcript is spliced from 6 exons. NCBI's taxonomy places the organism in Eukaryota, Metazoa, Chordata, Mammalia, Perissodactyla, Equidae. Bases 1 to 2427 code for a protein of 808 amino acids. Gene Ontology annotation, biological process: G protein-coupled receptor signaling pathway. Gene Ontology annotation, cellular component: membrane. Gene Ontology annotation, molecular function: G protein-coupled receptor activity. The record is from RefSeq and is a predicted model, not a curated record.
AUGUGGAACUACCGGGUGGCCCAGAGUCUUGUCUUUGCCAUCGAGGAGAUCAACAGGGACGCCUGGCUGCUGCCCAACCUCACUCUGGGCUUCUCCAUCUUUAACUCUGGGGACUCAGUACCUGGAGCCCUCUACGAGACGAUGGCCUUUCUCACGGGGUGGGAGGAGCCCAUCCCCAACUACGAGUGUCAGCCCAGCCCUCCGUGGGCUGCCCUGGUCGGAGACACUCGGUCAGCUGUGUCCAUCCCCAUGGCCAGGCUGCUGGGGCUCUAUAAGUUUCCCCAGGUCAGUCACUCAUCCUCCCUUGCCAGCCUCAGCGAUAAGACCCAGUUCCCGUCCUUCCUUCGGACCCUGGCUAGUGACCUCACGUCCUCCCGCCUGGUGGCCCAGCUUGUUGUCCACUUCGGAUGGUCCUGGGUGGGCAUUCUGGCCCAGGACGAUGACUACGGGCAGCAGAGCAGCUCACUGGUGAUCCAGGAGCUGGGCCAGGCAGGCAUCUGCAUUGACUUCCACCUCCACGUCCCCUCCCAGCCGUCCCUGGAGAAGACGGAAGCCAUCGUCCGGGAGAUGGGCCGCUGCACCGCCACUGGCAUCAUCGUCUUCGUGAGCAACUUGAGUUUCCAGAUCAUCCUGCAGGGCUUGCUGGGCCAGGGCAUCUCGGGCCGGGUCUGGGUCAGCCGGGAGACGCUGCACGCUGCUCUGGCCCUGAGCAUCCCCGGCGUGUCCCAGGUCCUGCAGGGCUCCUUCAGCCUUCUGCAGCGCACCAGCCAGGUCCUCGGGUUCCCCGAGUUCUUUGCUCGCCUGCGCCCUGCCCGGACCCCAGAGGACAUGUUCAUAGAGAGAUUCUGGGAGGUCACCUUCAGAUGCACGUGGCCCCGUGGGAACCGAGGGCCAGUGAGGAACAGCUCGGGGGCAGGGGGCAUCCGGUUCUGCUCUGGGAACGAGAGCCUGACAGGUUGGGAGUACCCCUUCCAGGACGUGGUUAAAGUGGAUGUCGGGUACCCGGCCGUCUACAGCAUCGCCCACGCCCUGCAGGACCUGGGCACCUGCGAGCAGGGGGACAGGACAUGUGCAGACCCUUGGCACUUCCAGCCCUGGCAGCUUCUGCAUCCCCUCAGGAAGGUGCAUUUCAAGACCGUUGAUGGGACAGAGAUUGUCUUUGAUGCCAAUGGAGAUAUGGUUACAACAUUUGACCUUCUUCAAGGGCAGAAGACCCCUGAAGGCCUGUUCCGCUUUGUCCGAAUAGGCAUACUCAACCCACAAGCUUCCUCAGGGGAGAGCAUGAUGGUCCAGAUGAUGAAGGAGGACUUCCAGCUUUCCCACGUCAGCCAGGUCCCCAGCUCUGCCUGCAGCAAGAGCUGUGCUCCAGGAUCCAGCCAGAUCAUGCGCCAGGGAGCCCCUCACUGCUGUUUUGACUGCAGCCCCUGCCCCGAGGGACACUUUGCAGACCAAAGAGACAUGGCGCGCUGCCUCCCGUGCCCCGGCGAGCAGGCGCCCAGCCCGGCGCGGGACGGCUGCCGGCCGCUGCCCGAGAUUUUCCUGAGCUGGCGCGAGCCGCUGGGCCAGGCGCUGGCGGCGGGCGCGGUGGCGCGGGCGGCCGCGGCGCUGUGGACGCUGGCGCUGUUCCUGCGGCGCCGGCGCGCACGCGCGGUCAGGGCGGCCCACGGCGCUCUCAGCAGGGCCCUGCUCGGCGCGCUGGCGCUCUGCUCCCUCAGCGCGCUGCUCUUCCUCGGCCCGCCGCGCGCCGCCACCUGCCUGCUCCGCCGGGCCGCCUUCGCCGUGGUCUUCGCCGUCGCCGUGUCCUGCGUCCUGGCCAAGACCCUGGCCGUCGUGCUGGCCUUCCGAGUCACCAGGCCGGACGACCCACUCCGCGUGUGCCUGGGCCCCCGGGCCUCCGCCGCGGUCGUGCUGGGUGCCUCGUCGCUGCAGGUGCUGCUCUGCGGGCUCUGGCUGAGCAUCUCCCCGCCGGUCCCGCACAGGGACACGGCCUCCGAGCCCGGCCACGUGGUCGUGCGGUGCCAGGAGGGCUCCGGCGCCGCCUUCUACUGCAUGCUGGGCUACCUGGGCCUCCUGGCGGCGGUCACCCUCUCCGUGGCCUUCCUGGCCAGGCGUCUGCCCGCUGCUUUCAACGAGACCAAGCUGCUCACCCUCAGCAUGCUGCUCUUCUGCAGCGUCUGGACGGCCUUCCUGCCCCUGUACCACAGCGCGCGCGGCAAGGCCACCGUGGCCGUGGAGGUCUUCUCCAUCCUGGCCUCCACCGCAGGGCUGCUGGGCUGCAUCUUCCUCCCCAAGUGCUACAUCAUCCUGCGGAGGCGCGAGCAGAACGUCCCGGCCCGGUUAUGGCGUGGAUGCGGGCCAAGCGGGGACGGCAGAACCAGGAGCUCCCGGGCAGCUGUGUCCCCAGGCCCCUGCCACAGACCCUUCUGAGCCUGUCCUCGCUGAAGAAGCCAGGGCCACAGGAUCUGGACUCAUUGUUUUCCUGCCGCUUAAAAGAGAUUAAGAGAUGAAGCACAGAAAGCAGGAUGUUAAUGACUGCUAGAUCAAGAUGUGAGCAAGUGGAUGGUCACCGCCUAUUCUCUUUGUCUAUAUUGUUUAAAUUAUCCACAACUUAAAAAGUUUGAAAGAAGCCUAUGAUGCAAUAAUAAUAAUCUUAAAGAUAAUAACAAGUAUUGAUGAGGAUGUGGGGAAGUUGAAACCCUCAUCCACUGCUGGUGGGAACGUCAGAUGGUGCAGCUGCUUUGGAAAACAGUCAGCACUUCUCCAAAAGGUUCCAGGUAGAAUUAGCAUAUGACCGAGUAAUUCCACUCUUAGAUGGGCAGACGAGAGAAAUGAAAACGUACGUCCCCACAAAAACUUGUGCACAAAUGUUAAGAGCAGCCAAAAAGUAGAAACAACUCAAAUGUCUGUAAACUGAUGAAUGGGUAAACACAAUAUGCCACAUCCAUACAAUAGGAUGUUAUUUGACAACAAAAAGGAAUGAAGUACCAA